AUGCCUACCAUACCCGAGGACUCCGUAAUGGAGGACUUUGUCAAUUGGGACAAGGCUGAGCCUGCUCUGGGCUUGGCGGACACGGCUCCCCGUUCCGGUACCAACCUCGACUUCCAGCCGGUCCGGGAGAACCAAGACUUCGACUUGGCCCUGGCAAACAUCGAUGGUGAUGACUUUUCCUUCUGGGCCCUGGAGCACUUCGAGACAAGCAACCUUGCCCCCAGUCAUGCUCAGGCUGGACCUCUUCCUCCUCAGUCGUCCAAUGUUGCCGCACUCGACCUCUGUGAAUUCUCAGAUCAUCCAUGCGAUGCCUGUGAGGCAUCAGGCUUCGCCUGCAAGAGGCUAGAGGAAGGCAAGUACAAGGGCUACUGCACUACUUGUGUUGCCCUCAAGAACAACUGCAGCUUUGGUCUCGCACCCUCAGUCGCUUCAACCACGGAGCCGUUUCCGUCGAAUCCAUGGCCUAUUGCGGGCCAACAUGCGAGUCUCGUUAGCGAGGAUGGCAACACGCUGCGAAGCUCUUCAUCUCCAGACCUGGAAACACUGGCCGCCGGUACUGAGUCCCUGCAAGACAACAACCAUAAGCCUCCAGUUACUCCCAAGAUAGGCGCAAGAUUCAGCAGAGAAUCUGUCCGAAUUCUCAAGGCCUGGCUGUCCACCCACUCCACACGGCCGUACCCAACAGACGAAGAGAGGGAGACACUCCAACGACAGACUGGUCUCAACAAGACCCAGAUCGCGAAUUGGCUCGCCAAUGCCCGCCGGAGGAGCAAAGGAAAAUUCCAGCCCACCAGAUCAGCGUCUCCAGGCGUCCGUGGCUACUCCGGCGCCAUCGAUAUCCCUCGGAGAGGCACUCCUUCGGCAGAGCAUAUGAAUCCUCUGCAGAGAUGGCAGAAUUCCCCACCCGGUAAUGAUCAGGCUCUCACACCCCCGGCCGUGAAUUGUCGCUUACUUUAUUCAGAAAAUGAACCCGCUUCCGUGACUGCCAUUGCCUCAGCUAUCCUCAACAACUCUAACUCUUCAGGGCUCGACAGCCCCAACAGCAUGAGCUUGAACUACAACUACACCGACGACGACGCCGAUAGGUCUUGCAAGGGAUCAUCUGCCAGCAGCUUCGUGUACAUUCUGUACGCGUGUCAGGAGCGCCAGUUGGACGAGCGGACCUUCUACCGGAAAGAUCACCUGCGUCAGCACCUGAAACUGGUCCAUAACACCAAGUAUCUGAAUUGGUCAAUGGAUUCGUGGAAGGUUGCCACGCCCGACAUCAAGUCGAGGUGUGGAUUCUGCGGUCUAGCUCUUGCGAGUUGGGGUGUCCGGGUGGACCAUCUCGCUGAGCAUUUCAAGACAGGCUCUGACAUGAAAGACUGGAAGGGGGACUGGGGAUUUGAAAAGGCCGUCUUGUCAAAUGUGGAAAACGCUAUGCCUCCAUGGCUCAUCCAUCAAGAGAGGCAAACCCCUCUCCCAUUUCAGGCCAGCCAGCAGUCGCCGGAGUCGCCACGCAGCGCGUAUGAGCUGAUCAAGAUUGAGCUGGCUUACUAUCUCCGAAACACCCGAGAUUCGAUGGGCGCUAUCCCAUCGGACGAAGAGAUGCAACACGAGGCAUGCCGGAUUAUCUACGCCUCGGAACCCCUCUCGCACAGCGGCCAGGCUCCGGACGCCAGUUGGCUGCGAGAUCUCCUGCUGUCUUCCAAUGAGAUCAAACACAGGGCUCAGCUGAGUCGUUUACGUGGUCCCGCGGAAAAUUGCCUGGGACGACUCCAGAUCAAUGGACAAGAAAACAUCUUCGAAAAUUGCCCAAUGGAAACGCAACUGAAUGACUUCGUCAAGGCUCGAACACUUCUUGGUCUGACUACCACGGAUUACGAGCUACAAGUGGAAGCUUGCAACAUCGUCGGUCGAAUGGAGGAAAAGUCCAUCAUACCGUCCGAGGAGGUUGCCAAUUUCAUGCUACGUCUGAUAUACGGAGAUUUAUCGUGGAUGUCCGACUUCCGUCAGCGAGCUGGACUGCCAGUCCCGAACGGGACCCUGGAUGUGAAGGGCGAGUCCGCCGUCAACUCGACAAUCUACAAUUACUCGCAACUGGAGGUCGAACUAGCAGAGUUCACGAGGAAUCAACGUGCCUUGGGCACUUCACCAACGGACGAUGAGCUCCGCAGCCACGCUCGAUGCGUUGUGCACAAAUGCAGCAAGAGCCAGAAUGAGACCGCAGCUGACAAUAGAGCGUGGCUUGAUGCCUUCAAACAACGGCAUCUUCGAACAGAAACCAGCCAGGUAUCGCCAUCGAACAGUAACUCGCCGGUACAUACACUCGAGCCACUUAUGCAUGGUCUGAACACCACACGGGCCAGUGCAUCAGGCUCUGGUUUUUCUCCUUUUACCGGAUCAGGCACAAAUAGCCCGGCAAACGCGCAUUGUCCCGAAUCCUCUCCAAUGUGCGGCGUCAAGCGUAGCCAGCUCUUUCUGAAUGGCUCAGGAAAUUAUCGUCAACUUGUCCGCGAGCUCGCUCGAUAUGUGGCCUCCGCUAUGUCGCCGAACAACCCGAAUCGGCACAUCCCAACUGAUGAAGAAAUCCGUCACCAGGCCCGGUGGGUUCUCUACGACGAUGACGAUCUUUUUAACGUCACACCGGCAGACAGUGCUGAAUGGCUGAUCCGCUUCAAGCGAACCACUGGCAUUCUGCCCAUCACUGACGGGCCCGGCCUUCCCGACGACUUGGGAAUCGGCGCGGUUGGAUCUGGCCUACGGACGCGGCUGCAGGGUUCCCACUCGGCCUCUGCUUCGCCGAAGCCUGCCAUGCUCGCCCAUGCGCCGUUCACUGGGCAAAAUGCUACAGUGAGCAGUGGUCUCGGCGCAGACUUCAACAUGUUCAACAACCACAGCUACAGAGACUCAAGCAUGUCGGUAUCCAGUAACCCGGGAGCCGUGUUCAGCAGCCACGACUUCGAAGACAAGCUCAUGCAGUUUGCCGUGGCCGAGGUUGCCACUUCAGGACGCAUGCCCGCCGACGAGGCCCUCAUAGCUCGGGCAAAGGAAAUACUAGGAUUCGAAGUGUGGCAGGCCGAGACCACACCUGCGGACGACCCAGAGCUACUAGGACGGUUCAAGGUCCUGGUCGUCGACCGAGUGAGGACCGUCCUUGGGGAUCCGGGCGACAGCAACCACAGCAACAAAAACGGCAGCCCGAUGCUGCCCACAAGCACAAUCUCCUCCCCGGCCCCUACGACGCACCAUUCGGAGCGCGGGAUGGAUGCGAUAGACCCUGGCCUCCUGCCGGACCUCCCGCCAGCUGGUGCAGAUGCGAAGAAGAACAGCGUGUCGCCACUGCCGGGCGAUGUGCAGGUCGCGAUCUCUGAGGCGAGACUUGAGGAGAUUUUGAGAGAGAUUUAA
This is a messenger RNA of Diaporthe citri, 3387 nucleotides long. RefSeq lists its product as uncharacterized. The coding region runs from base 1 to 3387 and encodes 1128 amino acids. The transcript has 5 exons. Gene Ontology annotation, biological process: regulation of DNA-templated transcription. The record is from RefSeq and is a predicted model, not a curated record. Gene Ontology annotation, molecular function: DNA binding. NCBI's taxonomy places the organism in Eukaryota, Fungi, Ascomycota, Sordariomycetes, Diaporthales, Diaporthaceae.